Molecule: messenger RNA, 4369 nt
Organism: Bicyclus anynana (squinting bush brown)
Lineage: Eukaryota; Metazoa; Arthropoda; Insecta; Lepidoptera; Nymphalidae
Product: piggyBac transposable element-derived protein 4-like
Exons: 2
Coding region: 1957-4230 (757 amino acids)
Source: RefSeq, a predicted model, not a curated record
GCAGUGGAAGGUGUCCACAAUGGGCUUCCCUCAGGGAUAAGUGCUAGGCCCCACACUGUGGAACGUUCUGCAUGACGAUUUGCUUCGGUUCCCGCUACCGGGGGGUGUUAAGGUUGUAGGGUUUCAAUCCUUUUUUUCCAAAUUUCCGGCAUUUUUGACACGGCCUUGCUCCCUGUGCGACCUCGAAUGCGCGCAUUGCAUUCCUGGAACACCCGCCCUCCCUAUUGCGUUGACAGGUGGUCUAGGCUAUCAGCAAUACCGUAGGGAGAGCCGAAAAAUUUUUAUUGUCGUUUCGGGUUCUCUUCCCAGAGAGGAUCCCAAAUGUAUACUUAAGGGUGGGAGUGAUGACCUCUUCGCCGUCAAUUUUACAAAAGUGAGGCCCUUACACCCUUAAAUUGACUUGGGAGGCACUUUACACCUCCCAAAAACACAGUUUUAAAUAAAAAUUGGACCAUUAAGAGGCAAUCUACACCUCUUAAUAUUAAGUUAGUUUAGGAAUAGUUAUUUUACAACUAGAAUAGGUAUUAUUAUUGUUGACUCUGGGAGGCUUUACACCUCGCAGCUCUCCUAUUUAGGCUAAUAACUGUGUAACAUGUCAGUUGUGACAGAACAUUUAACUGGUGAUCUACCAAUGCAGAAUACCAUUCACUGAAAUGAUUGACAAUUUAUUAGACUCGCUAAACAGCAGAAUUUCGCGACAUCGGCCUUUACACAUACAGUUCAGAGUUCGAACCGCGGGAACUAGCAAGUAUCAUGAUCUGCAGUACAAACCGACAAGACUUAACUAACCGGUUCAUAACAAAUAUUUAGCAAUCAUAGUCGCAUGCCAAUCACAGUGAGGUGUGGUGAAGACAUUUCUCGCCUGCGAUCGUCAUUUUGCGAUCAUUGAGAAAGCGAAAAAGUGUGUAAAGCCACUGAUUCCAAAAGACCUUAUUGAACUUAUUGCAAAUGCUGGCAAAAAAACCCAUCCUUGGUAGUGGAUAAUAAAACCUUUGUUAAUUGGUAGUGGAUAAUAAAACCUUUGUUAAUUUUCGCUAUCAAGUCGUUCCGUACGCAAUAUGCUCGAAAUGCCCCAACUAAUCGGGUACUGUCGAUGCUCAAUUCGUUGAUUGCUCAGCGCCAAGAUCUAGAUAUUUUUGAUAUAAAACUUCAUGUAUUUAUUGAUAUUGUAAACAGCUGUGAAUUUUAAUUUUAAUUUUAUAGAAAUAUGCAAUUUAUGUGUUUGUAUUGUAUAGUGAUUAUAUUGUAAUUUGUUUAUCUGUUAUAUUGUUAUAUUGUAAGUCUGUACUUUGUAUGCGUUUUGGCUUAGCUGUAAGCAUACUAAGGAUAUAUAAUAAAUAAAUAAAUAAAUUGGAUGAAACUGGCUAAAAAUAUGAUUAAUACUAAAAACGCUACCGAUAUCUUCGGCAACGAUGUUUCACCUACAAUACAUUUUUUUACAAUACAUUUCUCGCAGUUGCGUACGCAUUCCGCGCGUGGACACCGCUAAUAAAAACCGCCAAAGGAUAUGCAAAUCCUGUAAAACUUUACUAUCAAUGUAAUGACUAUGACUAAUAUUUGUGUCUAGUAAGUGCUUUAGUAAAUUCAGUGCUCCUGGACUCUCCACGAGGCAAAAAAGUGAGUCUCUUAUACUGUACUGUGUCCCCGGUAUUCCAUACCUUCCACAGUCCACGAGUCUAGCUAUCGAAGCAUUUUUAGGCGUUAACACAUUUAGUGCUCACUACUCGGAUCCGAGUUGGGAGGGGGGAUAGUAGCGGUGCCGCGCACUCGGAUCCGAGUGACCGGCCUGUGCAUUUUGUAGUAGUCAGUAAGCCGCCGGCGUUUGAGGUGAGUUUAUGUUGGUUUGCGCGACCGCUCUGAAACAUAUUCAACUUACGAAAACGCGUAUUGGUUUCAUUAUAACAGUGUAAUUGUGACUUUUACACACGAUCGUAUCAAAGCUAUUUUUGCACUAAAAUGGACAAUAAGGCUGGACCGUCUGGAAGUAAAUCUACGAGUAGUUCUAGAAAAAAGCGUCGGCAAAGUGAUGACUAUGAGUCUGAUUAUAGUGAUGAGGAUGUGUAUUCUCAAAGAGCUGAUGAAGACUCUUCAAGUUCAGAGGACUCUUCUAGUUGCGGCAGUGAUGAUAGUAUCUUUGAUACUAGACUGAAGCAAAAGACGACCAGCCGUGUACCACCAGCUCAACCUUCAAGGUCAUCUGCCCCAAAGACGACAAGCCAUAUACCACUAGCUCAACCUUCAAGGUCACCUGCCUCAAAGACAGUCAGCUGUGUACCACCACCUCAACCUUCAAGUUCAUCUGCAUCAAAACGUGGUUUAUGUGAGUCAGAUGGAAGGGCUAUCAUUCAAUGUAAGCGAUUAAGACCUUCAUUUAGGGAUGGCCCCACGCGUAAUAAUUCUACUCAAUCGUUGAAGUUACCAGAUCUAAAUAGUUCCUCAGCAUCGAAGUCAGCGCCUCGACUACUGGAAUUUGAUGGAGACGGUAGCUUUGAAUUCAAUUCUGAAAUUGACUGCCGUCCUACAUCGCCGAAUAUCGUACAGGACUAUGGAGAUUUUUUGCCGGAUAUACCAAUUAACCCUACCAGUUCAACACCUAGCGUAUCUCUUCUGAGAUCCGAUGCGAUCACCCCCAACCUUUCGCCAGAACGUGAUGACGUCUCUCCAUCAAUUAUGGCUGUUCGGAGAUCUGGAAGUCGUACUCCAGACUUACCCGAUGAUUUUUAUCUAUCACCCAAUAACUCACCCUCUGGUCAAGGAGCCACUACCACCUGGAGCAGUGAUCCAAGCUCCAUGAAAAGCUUAGAGUUUACUAAGGAACAGGAACUCUUAGUGCCGCCUCCAACUGAUCCUUACGAAGCAUUCCGACUAAUGAUUGAUGACGAGUUGUUAGAUCUUAUAGUUCGCGAGACCAACGCGAACGCAAUAAGAGUCGGUAAUGCACAAAACGUCAAACAAAACUCCAGAAUAAAAUCUUGGAAAGAUUUAACAAAGGAAGAACUGCUGACAUUUUUAGGACUCCUUCUUCACACAGGAACAAUUCGACUAAACCGUUUAAGUGAUUAUUGGAAACGACACUAUUUGUUUAAUAUUCCAUGCUUCGGACAAUUCAUGUCACGAAAUCGUUUUUUACUUAUUUUACGAUGCCUACACUUUACGUCUGUAACCAGUGAAGAAGACCGUCUCAAUAAAAUCCGACCAUUCAUGGAUCAUUUUAACAAUAAAAUGAAAACUAUUUACUGUCCAGGUAAAGAGCUAUCAUUGGAUGAGUCCAUGGUAUUGUGGCGCGGUCGGUUGCUGUUCCGACAAUAUAUAAAAAACAAACGGCAUAAAUAUGGCAUUAAACUCUAUGUUUUAGCAGAACCAGAUGGUACGGUCUUGAAAUUUCAAGUUUACGCCGGUGCUAAUGAUGAGACAUCAGGGCAAGGACAUAGUAGUAAGAUUGUCUUCAAACUACUAGAAGAGAGACUGGACUGUGGCCAUCAUGUAUACAUGGAUAAUUAUUAUAAUUCUUAUGGCCUGGCUGUGAAAUUGCUAGAUCGACAGACAUACUGCACAGGAACGUUAAGAAAAAACAGGAAAGAUAAUCCCGUCGAAAUUGGCUCUGUUUCACUGGAAAAGGGAGAAAACAAAUCCUUGUUCUUGAACGGCGUUCAUGUCGGAAAAUGGAGGGAUAAGCGAUACGUUCUGUAUAUUUCUACAGAACACGGUAGUGAGAUGAUGGAGACUACUUCCAAAAGAGGAUCUAUAGUAGUGAAACCAAUGGCAAUCGUUCAUUACAAUAAUUUUAUGUCGGGUGUUGAUCUUCAAGAUCAGAUGUUGGCAUACUAUCCAGUCCAAAGGAAGACGCUGCGUUGGUACAAGAAGCUGUUUGUGCAUAUGCUGCAAAUGAGCCUUACUAAUGCAUUGCACUUGUACAAUACAUUUUCGGCGAAUGACAAAUUAAAUCUAUAUGAUUUCCGUAUGAAGAUACUGGAGAAGCUUUUACCUGAUCCUAAUGAUGUAAAUCGACGCAAUGUUUUGAAAGUGAAACACGAACUCACAAAAAUAGAAAAGACCCGGACGAGAGUUAAGACAGUAGGAAGAGUCACGAAACAAACUAUCGAAGUGGUCCGAAAAGAAUGCAAAGGUUGCAAAUCACAGAAAAAAAGGGUGCAAACAAUUUAUGAAUGUAAGCAAUGUGAAGGUUCUCCAGGUUUCUGUACAAAAUGUUUCUGCCUAGCACAUUCAUAAUUGUUUUCAUUAAAUUUUAUUGUUUUGUUACCUAUGUGGUUAAAAUUUUCAGAAUAUUUUUUAUUCCUUUGUACCUUUAUGUGAGUGACUCACCUUUAUUCUGUGACAAGUUUUCAAUUAAACUUAUAAUUAUUACGUA